Annulohypoxylon maeteangense is the source of this 2829-nucleotide messenger RNA. RefSeq names its product MFS general substrate transporter. The transcript has 2 exons. The coding region runs from base 485 to 2182 and encodes 565 amino acids. Gene Ontology annotation, molecular function: transmembrane transporter activity. The record is from RefSeq and is a predicted model, not a curated record. Gene Ontology annotation, biological process: transmembrane transport. Lineage: Eukaryota; Fungi; Ascomycota; Sordariomycetes; Xylariales; Hypoxylaceae.
UCUCGGGCUUCCGUUAAAUGGUUUUGGGCGUGUGAGCUCAUAAUAAGUACCAGACCAGACACCUUCCGGAGUGACAUUUUAAACCUCUGGUAAAACAGUUCAUCCCCUGGGCCGCAUUUUUGUCCAUACUUGCUCCCGAUGAAGUUCGUUGGCGUUUUCUCAAUUUAGAGAACUGGAAGGUAACAUUAAAAAUGCUAUAUCGUCGUACGGGAUAUUAUGUUAUGCUUCGAAUAAUGCAUCCGAAGGGCGCGGUCACGUGAUUGAAGGGCGCGACUGUGAAGAUGUGAAGCGACCGGAAGCGACGCGGCUUCCACAUCAAUUGGUUCUCGAGAUAAGACAACCAUUUUGGUACCUGACGGUGAUUGCAAGGAAUAGCUCGUGAUGCUCUUAUAAAAUGAGUACUACCCAGAUCUCUUUUUCUUCGACUUUUUUGCUGUAAAAAACCUCAAAGUUCUCCAGAAAUAAUUGAGCAAAAUACGCGACAAUGGACGAAAUCACAGCCACUAAGUCUAAGACAGCAGACGCUAAGCCCCCAACUACUCCAGUAGAAUUAGCGGAGCAACCCCCUAACGACCAAACCAUCCAGCAGCCCCUCGAUGUGCUAGAAACCCCGCCAAUCCGCACCAAGCUGCGCAUCUAUUCUAUCUUAGUCUCGCUCUAUCUCGUCCUCUUCAUAGCAGCCCUAGACCAAACCAUAGUCGCAACAUCCAUUCCCACCAUCUCCGCCUCCCUCCACUCCGCCUCAGGCUACAUCUGGAUCGGCGGCGCCUACCUCCUCGCCAACGCGGCCGCGGGUCCCAUCUGGGCCAAAUGCAGCGACAUAUGGGGCCGUAAGCCCGCGCUCCUCAGCGCGGUCGGCAUCUUCGCCGUCGCCAGCGUAAUCGCCGCCCUCAGCUCCUCCAUGCAAAUGCUUAUCGCCGCGCGCGCGCUCCAAGGCGCCGCCGGCGGUGCCCUGAUGCAGCUCGUGACGAUCACGAUCUCCGACCUCUUCAGCAUGCGCCGCCGCUCGCUGUACUUCGGGCUGCUGGGCCUGAUGUGGGCUAUCGCGGCGUCGGCUGGCCCGCUUGUUGGCGGCGCGUUGACCGAGCUCGCGAGCUGGAGGUGGUGUUUUUGGAUUAAUAUCCCCGUGUGCGCGGUCGCGUUCGUGCUGCUGCUGCUGCUUCUGGAUGUGCAUAAUCCGCGCACGAAGCUGGGCGAGGGGAUUCGCGCUAUUGAUUGGUUCGGCACGCUGUCUAUUCUCGCGGUCACUAUUCUGCUGCUUCUGGGUUUGGAUUUCGGUGGUGCGAUAUUUCCCUGGAAUAGUCCGAAGGUCAUAUGUUUGAUUGUCUUUGGGGCGGCUAUGAUUGGCUUCUUCCUGUUUUGCGAGAAGAGGCUUGCUAAGUAUCCCUUGAUGCCGCUGGGCAUUUUCAAGAAUUGGUCUAAUAAUGCGACUUUUGUUCUGGCGUUCAUGCAUAGCAUGGUGUCUAUCGGUGUGGAAUACUACCUCCCGCUGUAUUUUCAAAGCGUGAAGCAAGCUUCACCUUUUCACAGCGGUUUGUUGAUCAUACCUAUGAUGAUAACCGAAGCGGCCGUGGAUAUUUCGGUUGGUAUCUUGAUCCAUCGAACUGGCCACUAUAGGGAAAUAAUAUGGGCUGGGACAAUGCUCAUGACCUUGGGGACAGGGUUAUACAUCACCUUUGGCACCAAUACAUCUACUGCUAAAAUCAUUGGACUUGAAAUAGUUGGCGGUCUCGGCCCCGCGCUUUUGUUCCAAGCUCCCAUGCUCGCCAUCCAAAAUACAGUCAGUCAAGCCGACACAGCAGCAACUACAGCGGCCUUGGGAUUUGUCCGCAAUAUAGCGACAGCACUAUCCAUUGUGCUUGGUGGGGUGGUGUUCCAGAAUAGCAUGGUUUCCCGUCAAUCAUCUCUCGCAGCCGCUGGUCUUGCCGAGUCUGUUCUCAACGCUUUAUCGGGCGACCAAGCAGCAGCGAAUGUAGAAAUCGUCCAAACUAUCCAGGAUGCCUCUCAGCGCUUAGCUGUACAAGACGCCUUUGCCGGAAGCAUCAGGAACAUGUUUAUCAUGUACACUGGCGUGGCUGGUGUUGCGAUGGUUGCGAGCGUUUUCAUCAAGCAUCGACGUCUAAGCACCGAGCAUACGGAGACGAAGACGGGAAUACAGGAGCUGACACAGCGAGAGGCUUGAGGGUCGAAUAGAGGGUCGAACACAGCGCGGAAUAACUAAUUAUGAAAACUACCUAUGUCCUAUCUCCAUAAGCCAAUACGAUGGCAAGGUUUAGCAGCAACAUCGAGGCAAAAGUGAAAUAUGCCUCCGAAUUUCGCUAAAUCCAUCCAUUGACGCCGUGUGCGAUUCAUCGAGUUGGAUAUUCUGCACUAUUACUUCGUGGAAUUUCCCCGCCAUCCUUCUCCCUUGCCCAAAUUAUCCGUAUAUUCAUCGCCAUACAUGUACGGCCGCGUCCCUAAUUCUUGUCGGCAUUCAAAGAUAUAAGCCGCCUGGAGUUGUUCCCAGUUCCCAAAAUAGUUGUUGUUGAAUAGCUCCUGGCGACGCGUGAUAUACCGUACCAUAGCUUUCGGUGAUACAUUCCAUAAUUCUGCGGUCCUGAACUCGUGCCACUGUGCGUCAACGCGUUGCCUGGCUUGCCUCUCUUCACAAGGGAUACAUGGUAUAGUGAGCAUCACAGCAUCUGUAAAGUCGUAAGUGGCUGUGAAGUCUCGACCUUGUGGGUGGCAAUACACCGGUAACAGCUCGGACCCUCGAGAAACGGCCAACGGACAGGCCUUGACAGGCCGCGGUACCGUAACAUUCAGGUUUUCAUGGUAACAAUUGAAAUA